Molecule: messenger RNA, 1902 nt
Organism: Endocarpon pusillum Z07020
Lineage: Eukaryota; Fungi; Ascomycota; Eurotiomycetes; Verrucariales; Verrucariaceae
Exons: 2
Coding region: 1-1902 (633 amino acids)
Source: RefSeq, a predicted model, not a curated record
AUGGCUCCGUACUUCAAAAUGUAUGACCAGCGUCCAGGGCUGGAUAAGGGCUUCCGGCGACGUGCUAGCUCUUCGGCACACCCGCUCCGAAUCAGGCUACAAACCUACCAAGUCGAUCAUCUCCCCUUCUACCAUGCUAUAUCUUAUUGCUGGGGCGAUGGUCCAGCCGAUAGAGAAUGUCGCUGCGACGAUGACACCUCGGCGGGCAGUCUGUGGUUGAGCGAUAAUCUGUGGCAAGCUUUAAAGCAGAUUCGUCGAAUUGAUGCGGAUGUUCCAUUAUGGGCUGAUCAGCUUUGCAUUGAUCAGCACAAUGAAGAGGAGAAGACACACCAGGUGCAGCUGAUGAGGCGGGUUUUUGGUAGAGCCUCGCAGGUUAUUGUGUGGCUCGGUGUUGCGGAUGCUCAGACAGCCCUGGCAUUUGACCUUAUCGACAAUGUCGCGAAACAAGUUGUGGAUCAGGUGAAGAAGCUGGGAAAUAAUUGGAAGCGGAAUAUUAGAACGGAAUAUUACCCGCUUGAAAUAAGCCCAGCAGACUCUCCGGAAUGGUCGGCUUUUAGGGGUUUAUUCAGCCGUCCGUGGUUCUCCAGAUUGUGGGUAUUUCAAGAGGUCGUUUUAUCUCAAGAGGCGCGCAUAGUCUGUGGACAAUUCUCCACAUCUAUCCAAAAGUGGACAAUGAUCUGUGAAGUGGCGGAAGCUCUCGACCGUCGAACUACGGACCACCUUGCAAAUCUCAAGGAGGUGGACGGGCUCGCGGGCUAUAUAUCAGUCUGCAACUCAAUGAAUUCUAGUUGGUUCAAAGCUACACUCAUCCGCCAGGCAGCUCCUUAUUGCUUCGAGCUGCUUAACUUGAUGAGAGUCUUGGCGGGACAAAAAGUUUCACUACCUCAGGAUCACGUGUACGCCUUGUUGGGAGUUGCUGAGGACGUGGAGCCACUGACGUUCCCUGUCAACUAUUCGCAACCCUUUCGGGACUUAUUUGUCUACAUCACCAAGUUCUUUGUGAAGAGGUACUCUGACUUGUCCGUUCUCACACUGGUCAGCAUUGGUCCUUCUUCCAAGGUAGCUAGGUCCGGACCAAGAGAAUUGCCAUCGUGGGUACCCGAUUAUCGUUUUGAGGCCCACCGAUAUAAUGAACGACUCACCUCAGGCCCCAAAAGUGUGAAACAUGGCCUUGAUCGCCAUUACAACUCUACAGGCUCGAGCCGAGCAUCUGCCGUGCUUGAAAGAACCCUGACAUUAGGCGUUAAUGGUGUUUAUGUGGGCACAAUCCAGGUGUUAUCGGAACCGGACAACAACUUGGAAGACGGUAAGGGUAUUGGUGAUAAUGUGCUGAACGACGGACAGUGGUCGCAAAUCGUAAAUUCUUAUGCGCCUGACAAAAUCUAUGGACCAACUGGUGAGCAUAUUAGCAUAGCUUACGCGCGUUUGAGACUCACAGAUUAUCUCCCUGGCGAAAACGAGGCUGUACACCGCUCAGCUAGAUUAGCGCCUCCUACAAGAAUUCCAGAACCUAACCCGAGCUCGUUGAUAAGCAUACCCAAUGGUGAGCCGCUUCUACGUUCCGAUGCUGGAGACUUUAUGACGGCUUGUAUAAUCCAAUCCACGACAAGGCAGCGGCUUUUCAUAACUGAUUCAGGCUAUAUGGGCCUGUGUCAUCAGAGUUGCGUACUCGGAGAUCAAGUGUGGCUGCUAAUGGGCGGUGACAUGCCCUUCAUCCUUCGUGAGCUCGACAACGAGCCCGUCACUCACCAAUUUAAAGGAGAAUCCUAUGUACACGGCAUCAUGGAUGGCGAGUAUCUGCUCAACAAGUUCAAGAGCGGUGGCGAAUUGAGCGACAAGGAAUGGCUCAACAGCCUUGCAGAUGCGCUGCCAUUCGAGACCGAAAACCUGGUCCUUUCUUGA